This is a messenger RNA of Rhipicephalus sanguineus (brown dog tick), 2412 nucleotides long. RefSeq lists its product as uncharacterized. The record is from RefSeq and is a predicted model, not a curated record. Gene Ontology annotation, molecular function: aspartic-type endopeptidase activity; zinc ion binding; nucleic acid binding. Bases 1 to 2412 code for a protein of 803 amino acids. Gene Ontology annotation, biological process: proteolysis. The transcript has a single exon. Lineage: Eukaryota; Metazoa; Arthropoda; Arachnida; Ixodida; Ixodidae.
AUGGCAUCGUUGGAGCGGCUCCGCAGGAACCGUGGCGUCGUCAGGGCCAGCGUCACACGAACCAUUACGCUCCUGACCGACGAACUUCAGGCCACGGCUCCUGAUGCCGCUCAAGUUGAUUCGCACGUUACAUACCUGACUCAGAAGAACGUCGAGCUCGGCAACCUCAACAAGCAAAUCCUCGACGCCACGGACGAUGACGCUUAUGACGAAGAGCUCGAGGCCGCGGAAGACUACGACCGGAAGGUGUCCUAUGCCGUGUCUCGAGCGCGCUUCUUCCUGCGCGAACACGCCAACACAGCGACGGCAAGGAGGACUUCAAGGCCCGAGGCUACGUUACCGAACCCCGACGUCGCUGGGGCCGGCAGCUCAGCGCAUGCCGAGGUCACUGACGCUGCACCUCGUGUAACAGAGGGGACACCCGGCCCAGCAACCGCGCCGCGUCAUCGCACAGUGGUCCUGCCGAAACUUCAGAUACCGACAUUUUCCGGAGCACUGCGCGACUGGCAGACCUUCUGGGACCACUUCAGUGCCACGAUCCAUCGUAAUGAAGACCUUCUGCCGAUUGAGAAAUUUAAGUACCUCCUCUCGUAUUUGAGUGGCGCCGCGAAGAGAGCCAUCGAAGGCAUUAGACUCACGGAGGACAAUUAUGCGAUCGCCAUCAGGACCUUGACGGAGCGAUUUGGUCGACGCGACUUGCUCAUCAACGAGCACAUUGACCACCUGCUCGCCUUACCACCAGUCAAGUCUUCGGCAGAUGUCGACAAACUCCGCCUACUCUACGACAAGGUACAAUUUCGCGUCUCGGCACUGACCGGUUUGGGCGUCUCACCCGACCAGUACAACGUGGUCCUCAACCGCGUCCUAAUGAGGUGCCUGCCUGACGACCUCGCGAUCCUCUACCGGCAGAAGUACAAAGAAGCCGCGCAGGAUACGUCCGGUAUAGCGACCCCCGAAGAAAGAGCUCGUCAGGUUGCAGAAAUGCUAAGCUUCCUGCGCAUACAAAUUGAGGUUCGAGAGGAAGACAGACCAGGACGAACGCCGUCUGCUUUCUCGCGGUUCCUGCCCGAUGAAGAUGUCGAACCUCCGUCAGCACCGAUGGGACAUUUGCCUACAGCGUCCGCACUUGCCGCCGAAUCUGUUCCAAUUACGGAAGAGGUGUGCCGCUUAUGCAGCAGUUGUCAGCACACCAUCGCGGACUGCAACGUUCAACUCUCAGCUGAGGAAAAACGGGCUCGGUUGCGCACGGCUCGUUGCUGCUACCGUUGCGGCUUGCAAAACCACAUGGCGCGUUUUUGCCGACGUGCGCGCAGCAUCAUCUGUAGUAAGUGCAACCGACGACAUCUCACUAUCCUCUGUGAAUUGUUCACGCCCGUAGCCCCAACCCGUGCAAUCGCAACGACAGUGAACCAAGACGAGCCUCGCAUCACCGGGCGAGGCACGAACACGCCGUCAGUGACGUCGGCCCCAAGCGCCCUGAGCGGAAUCAACGCCGUUCUUCUCCAAACAGGACGAGUCUGGAUCGAGUGCGGGUCCCAAAAGCGUCUCGUGCGCAUUCUACUUGACAGUGGUAGCCAGCGCACAUUCAUCCGAGCGGAUGUCUCAAAGGACCUCAGAUGCCCGGUUAUCGGAACCGAAGAACUUUCCGUGGUGACGUUCGGCCACUCGAAGCCCCGCGAAGUAAUACGCAGUCGACGGGUAGCUUUGACUUUACGAGGCCAACGUAGGGACAUAGCGGUAACCGUGGAGGCCUUGGAGGUCCCCGAAGUGUGUGCAGUUACAAGCCCGCCGCUCAGCACUGAUAUUUUGCAGCUUUUGUGCGACAAGAACUAUGAUGCCGCAGACAACUUUCAUCCCGACACAUGGCACCCACAGGAAGUAAGCGUAUUACUUGGUUCCGACGUCUACUGGAAGGUCGCGACUGGAAAGGUUGAUCAUUUAACCAGCAACCUGACGGCCGUGGAAACCAAGUUCGGCUGGACCGUUCAGGGCACCACGGAACGCGAAAGAAGUUCAGCAUUUCCGCGGUGCGACCGCGGCGGCCCACCGUCACAACGCCGGCCUUUCUUCAGAGGCUGCGCCCUUCAGACGGCAAGACCACCAAGAUAUCCUCGCGUUCUUCAAGGAGGAAGCGGUGGUGGUUUCGAGGGGAGCUCGGGGUCCUCGCAGAGGCUUCGGAGUCCGGCCGCCCUUCCACGGCAACAACGACACGUCUUCGCGAGACUACGACCACACGAGGUACGGCGAUUGCCGAGACGACGCCGUCGAUGGACCGCAUUCUCUGCCGGAUCGUACUCAACAGGGCAGACCUCAGUGGAGACAGCGUGGCCGGUCGGUCACACCGCCGACGCAACCGAGCGCCUGGAAAGAGAACUGGAGGACGCGCACGUCUCAAGGCGCACGCAGUUCUAA